Geodia barretti is the source of this 1107-nucleotide messenger RNA. Lineage: Eukaryota; Metazoa; Porifera; Demospongiae; Tetractinellida; Geodiidae. The record is from the annotation of a GenBank genome assembly.
CACCCACGUGGAGGGGGUUGAGACAUGUCUGCAAAGAAGAAAGCGUCGGCGUUCUGCGUGUACAAGCAGCAGAGACAGUUGCAACUUGAAGAAGAACAGGGUGUAUCUGGUAUCUCUGAUGUAAGUCUGGGUGUGGGUGGAAGUGGUGAUGAUUGUGAGAGUGAAGCGGUGAGGGAGAGAGUGGGGAACAGGGGGGAGGUGGGAGGGGACAGGAAGAGAAAGAGGAAGAACAAGCUGAAGGACCUGUCGAAGAAGAGAAGAAAGACAGCUAGUCAAAUGGAUGUGGAGAGUGCGGGAGCAAUGGAAGAGAGUAGACUGGCAGUAAAAACAAAGAAGGUGGCGAGAAAAAAGAGGGCAAUCUUGGAAAAGAUGGCAAAAAGAAGGAAGACCAUUAAAAAAACAACAGUGGGGGAUUCCCCGGUGCUAUCUGGGAAGGUGGCAGGCAAGACUGCAGCAGCAGUAGAGGAUGGGAGUAGUGAUGAAGACUCGGUCGAGGCACCUCAGCUCUCUCCUCACCAUCUUGAUGUAGAGAGCGUGGACGGGGAAGACAUGGGGGUCCAAUUCUCCCACCAGUUUCAAAACAUUGACCACCAAGACAGUCGGGAGGCUGGCAGAGAGCUGUUCAGACUUCUCAUCAAUCCUUUCCCGGUCGACAGAUUUUUCAAGGAGAUUUGGGAGCAACGUCCUUUGUUUCUCAGCAGACACAAGCCUCGCUACAACAGGGGAUGGUUCAGUAUGAUUGAACUGGAUGCUAUUCUCAGACACCAAUAUUUGGAGUACUCGGUGAACAUAGACAUUGCCAGCUAUGAGAAUGGAGAGAGGUUUACCCACAACCCAGAGGGGCAGGCAGUGCCGCAGGUCGUGUGGGACUAUUUCCAGGAGGGGUGUUCGAUUCGAUUACUCAACCCUCAAACCUUUGACUAUGGUAUGUGGCAGCUCACAUCCACACUGCAAGAGUAUUUCCAGUCUUUUGUGGGUGCCAAUGUCUACCUGACUCCAGCUGGGGCACAGGGUUUUGCACCACAUUCAGAUGACAUAGAGGCAUUUGUGAUGCAGUUGGAGGGGAAGAAGCGAUGGAAACUCUACAGCCCAAGGCAAGCAUUGUAA